AUGGGUAUCAAAGGACUCCACGGACUCCUCAAAUCCAUUCAAAAGCCAUGCCAUCUCAAGAAGUUUGCCGGCCAGACUCUCGCGGUUGACGCCUACGGAUGGCUGCACCGUGGUACAGUGGCUUGUUCCGUGGAUCUAGUUUUGGACAGACCAACGAGAAAACAUAUUGAUUUUGUUCUUCAUCGAGUUCGCAUGCUUCUUUACUUCGGAGUGACACCCUACCUCGUAUUCGAUGGCGACGACCUCCCCAGCAAGGCAGCUACCGAAGCAGAUCGACACCGUCGCCGCCAAGAGAGCAAGGCUCUAGGACUGGAGUUACAACGUAAGGGCAGAAUACCGGAGGCCUACCAGGAGUUUCAAAAAGCCGUCGACGUGACACCAUACAUGGCUCGUCAACUGAUUGAAGAAUUGAAGAAAAUGGAUGUGCAGUAUGUCGUCGCACCAUAUGAGGCCGAUCCCCAGAUGGUGUAUCUUGAACAACAGGGGAUUGUACAUGGAAUCAUUUCCGAGGACUCGGAUUUGUUGGUAUUUGGUGCCAAGCGCCUGCUGUCGAAAUUGGACCAGCAUGGUGAGUGUAUUGAAAUCAACCGAGCAGACUUUACUGCCUGUCGAGAAAUAAGUCUGGUCGGAUGGAGUGAUGCAGAUUUUCGUCGGAUGUGCAUACUUAGUGGGUGUGACUAUUUGGCCAAUAUUCCUAAGAUGGGAUUGAAGACGGCAUAUCGGAGCAUUCGCAAGCAUCGGACCGUGGAAAAGGCCUUGCGGAUGCUUCCGUUUGAAGGCCAGUACAGGGUCCCAGCUGAUUACCUGACCAACUUCAAGCAGGCCGAGAAUACUUUCCUCUACCAGCGUGUUUUUUGUCCAAGUGCUAAAAAACUGAUCACUUUAACAUUCCCCGAAGAUGGGGUAAAUCUCGAGGAAAUGCCCUUUAUCGGGGCUGAUGUGGACCCAGAAACUGCGGCUGGGGUCGCUUCCGGGGAUCUAGACCCGACCACUAAGGAACCUAUUCAAAUGAAACCGUUGGCUGCAGGUAAAGUGCCCCUCGGUAUUAGUCGUCGCCAGACCUUGGGGUCAUCUUCAGAGCUGAAGUCCAGCAAGUCCAUCAACUCGUUCUUUACUCCGAAGCGCAAGCCUCUGGCCGAGCUGGACCCGAACAGCCUGACUCCAUCGCCCAGCCAGCAGAGACUGCUGGAACGAAAUGCGAACAACUCUUGGCAACCCAACUCGGCGCCCUUGCGCUCUAACACAGUAAGGGCAACACCCGUUCGGGCCUUCUCUGACCUCAGCCCUAUGAUUCGGAGUGUUGGGCGAAAUACAGUCUUGGCACAAACAUCACGGGCGCCGGCCACGCAACCAUCUAAGCGGCAGAGGCUUUGCUCAGAGGUUGAAGAUGACUCGCUUCCUACUCCCAAUGUACAAAGUCGGUUUUUCGCUGCUGGUGAGCAAGUGAGCCCCAGUGGUGAGAAAUUAUCUCGAACCAGAAAAUCACGCAAGUCAAUGCUAGACAUCUUUUCGGAUGAAGUAGCGGAAGACAUCUUCUCACAGAUUCCUGAUCCUGAUCUAAAGGUGAACACGAGUAUGCAAGACCAAGGGGACAUACAUCAUGAAGACAUAACUUCAGAGACAAAGGUGGUUGAAGUUGAGGUGGAUGCGAAUGUCGCGCCGGCUUUGAAGAUCGAUAAUGCUCAAGCACAAGAGGAGACCACAGACCAGUCCGGCAUCUCCUGCGAGGACAGCAAUUUCAACGAGGCUCUUGAUUACCAUGUCAAGCGGCAGAACUCGACUAUCUCCAAAUUCACAUUCAGGUCUGGAUCCAAGCCAGCCUCUCCUGUGCAGCGUUCCAAUAUGACUAGAAUUCCGGUGAUCCAAUCGAGCCAUGGAGAUACGUUUUUGUCAUCCCCUCAGACACCUGCAGUCGCUCCUCGGAAUUCAACACCUCAACGACACCGUCUUACUCCGCUGGCGCGGCUAGGUCAAUCGGCUCUGACUCGCUCACGUAGCAUCAACUUCCCUACUUCCAUUCGACAUGCCAACUCUUCGGCCUCUCAGUCGGAUGAAACACCGGUCGUCACCCAAACCAACACGCCUCAGGGCAGUGAGGACCUUAUUGCCCGAGAUAGCGAUGAAUCGGAAGAAGAGAUUGACACCAGCUUUGGAAAGACCCCCAAGCUGGAUUUCAAGCGGUUUUCGUUUGCCGCCAAAUGA
Messenger RNA from Penicillium verhagenii, 2202 nucleotides. RefSeq names its product putative exonuclease. Gene Ontology annotation, molecular function: 5'-flap endonuclease activity; 5'-3' DNA exonuclease activity; metal ion binding. Gene Ontology annotation, biological process: DNA double-strand break processing; DNA recombination; mismatch repair. Gene Ontology annotation, cellular component: nucleus. Bases 1 to 2202 code for a protein of 733 amino acids. The transcript is spliced from 3 exons. Lineage: Eukaryota; Fungi; Ascomycota; Eurotiomycetes; Eurotiales; Aspergillaceae. The record is from RefSeq and is a predicted model, not a curated record.